GUUAGGGGGCUGUGUACACAGGCUCAAAUGCCCCUCCAGGAAGAGAAGACAAGGUCAUGGGGUUGGAGAACUUACAACUGGGAUUGAUUUGAGGCUUGGCAUUGACAUUUCUUGCCACAUCUCCUGACAGAUAACCUUGCCCAAACUGAUCACUUUGGCAUGUUACCCCAGUGACAUCUCGGCCAUUGUGCCCCUGAAUAAGGCAGCCACGGAAAAGGCUCUGAAGGUCUUCUCCCAGGGCGAGGAUCCCAAGCUUAGCGACUUUGACCUCAUGCCUGCCGAGGUCAUCUUACCACAGAGACUCCUCACUCGACUUGUGUUGUUUUCCCAGAAGCCUUACAGGGUAAAGGAGCUGGGUGCAAGUUCUCUAAGGCUACUUCAUGCCCUGCACCCCGUUAUCCACUCCAAUGUGGGCCAGCUGUGGAACCAGGCCAUCCCAAUGAUGUUGAAGAUCCUGGAAGACCACUCUGAGGAGGACCUGAGUCAGAAGGAAUGGGAGGACAGGCUGUUCCAGUUUUUAAGUCAGUCUUUAGUGGCCAUUGAUGAUGACAACUGGCUGCAGCAGCUGGUCAGAGUCGUGUUGAAGAUGAUAACUUCCUUCAAUGAUGAUGGAGACAGAGACGACAAGGCUUUCCUGUAUAAAUUCUUUGGCUUCUCCCUGCGGACCUCAAUGAAUGAGGAAGUGAUCAAGAUGUUGCUGUCUGCCCUGCUCCACACUUCCCAUGAGGAGCUGCAGGACAGGGAGGUGAGGCAGAGUGCACUGGCAGAGGGGGAGCAUUUUCAGUUUGAGAGGCAGGCUGGCAAGAUCCUCAGAGCACCCAUCACCAUCCUGGGCAGCAGCAGUGACUCUCCAAGCCCAAGGUGCAAGCACUAUCAAUGGGGAGAUGACACGUACAGGAAGGAGAUAGCUAACUACACGGAAUGGCCUACUAAAGGCUACGUGACGUGA
This is a messenger RNA of Phyllostomus discolor (pale spear-nosed bat), 949 nucleotides long. Its product is annotated as maestro heat-like repeat-containing protein family member 1. The transcript has 7 exons. The coding region runs from base 272 to 949 and encodes 225 amino acids. Gene Ontology annotation, cellular component: cytoplasm. The record is from RefSeq and is a predicted model, not a curated record. Lineage: Eukaryota; Metazoa; Chordata; Mammalia; Chiroptera; Phyllostomidae.